Messenger RNA from Papilio polytes (common Mormon), 1075 nucleotides. Its product is annotated as leukocyte receptor cluster member 1 homolog. NCBI's taxonomy places the organism in Eukaryota, Metazoa, Arthropoda, Insecta, Lepidoptera, Papilionidae. Bases 187 to 1062 code for a protein of 291 amino acids. The transcript is spliced from 2 exons. The record is from RefSeq and is a predicted model, not a curated record.
CAUCAAAGUAAAUUAUCGAAUGCUUGAAAAAGUUCAAAAAUAUUAAAAGUGACUCUAUUAUUCUAUACCUGAGUGCUAUUCCGACUACAGUUAAAUUUACUUGGGCCUACUGCGCAAAACAUAAAAUGCAAGUGUAAUCACAAUCUUCCUUUUUGGGAUUCGUGUUAAUAUACAUUUGUUUUUAAAAUGAAUAUUCUACCAAAAAAAAGAUGGCACGUAAGGACGAAAGAAAAUAUAGCGAGGGUUAGGAAAGAUGAAGCUGAAGCAGCUGAGAAAGAAAGACAAGAGAAGUUGCGUAUAGAAAUCGCAGAUAGAGAAGCCCGCCUUCGUGUCUUAAAACAAAAAAGUAAACAAAAGUUACAAGAUUUAGAUGUUAAAUUAUGUGAGAAUGAACCUACACCAUCGAAACCUGGCCAUAUCAAUUUAUUUGACGAUUUAGAACAUUCUGUAACUACAACUAAUAAAGAUCAUGACUUGGAAGCAAAAGAAAAAAAGGAAGAAUAUGAAAAAAAGAUUGGUUAUUUGACUUAUCUUGGGCAAGAUACCAAUGAGGUGCAAAAGAAGAAAAAUUGGUAUGAAGUGGCACCAGAAUCAUCUAGGUUUUCACGAUCCAGUGAUAUAAAGGAUACAUAUGAUAAACUUGUUUUAAAAGACCCUGAUGGCAAACCAAAGGAAAAAGAGUUAGACAUAAAAGAUGGUGAGGUAUGCUGGAAAGCCAAACAGAAAUUGGAUCCUAUGAAUGCUUUUAAAUCAUUUUGUUCACAUAAGUAUAAGACUAAUAAGGAAGGUGUAAAAGGAGUCUCUUCAAAGAUUUCAGAUAAAAAGUUAGGUAAACCUAAGAGUAAAAAUAGUAAAAGUGAAAUGAAUAAAGAAGAAAAACUAAAAAAAUUAAGAGAAGCGCGGCUAAAGAGGGAACAACAAGAGAAGUACAAAACAGAAAUGUUCUUGAAGAAACUUGGUGGAGCCGACACUCCUACUGAAGAACAGCCUAAAAUACCUAAGGUAACACCUAAAUACAAUUCCCAAUUCAACCCGGAAUUAGCAAGACAGAAUUAUAGAUAAAAUAAUACUAACA